Messenger RNA from Aureobasidium melanogenum CBS 110374, 1569 nucleotides. RefSeq names its product putative MFS allantoate transporter. Bases 1 to 1569 code for a protein of 522 amino acids. The transcript has 7 exons. Gene Ontology annotation, cellular component: plasma membrane. NCBI's taxonomy places the organism in Eukaryota, Fungi, Ascomycota, Dothideomycetes, Dothideales, Saccotheciaceae. The record is from RefSeq and is a predicted model, not a curated record. Gene Ontology annotation, biological process: tripeptide transport; transmembrane transport; dipeptide transport. Gene Ontology annotation, molecular function: allantoate transmembrane transporter activity; dipeptide transmembrane transporter activity.
AUGUCUGAUCUCGAGAAGCCAGCAAUUCCAUUUGAUGCUGAGAAGGAGCUUCCUGCUCCUCUCGCAGAUGCUAUACGUAAUGGCAGUGUAGACAAAGCUAUCCUACAACAUGCUGGAGAUGCAGAUGAGGCCUUGAAGGCCUUCGCUUCACAUCAGGGAGAGGUCAUUGAACUCGACGAAGCCACCAACAAGCGUCUAUUACGGAAGAUUGACUGGAACCUGAUGCCAGUCAUGUGCAUCGUCUAUGGACUGAACUACCUGGACAAGACGACACUUUCCUAUGCUUCCGUCAUGGGAUUGAAAAAAGACACACACCUAGAAGGACUUGACUACCAAUGGCUGAGUUCAAUGUUCUACUUCGGAUACCUCGCCUGGGAAUACCCAACAAACAGAUUACUGCAACGGCUACCAUUGGGAAAAUACUCGGCUUGCAACAUCAUUCUCUGGGGCAUGACUUUGAGCACAUUUGCUGCCGUCAAGGACUUUUCAGGCGGAGUCGCUGUGCGUUUUAUGCUUGGAGUUACUGAAGCUGCUGUUACACCUGGAUUUGCCCUGUUGACAUCUCAGUGGUACACUAAGAAAGAGCAAGGUUCUCGCACAAGUAUCUGGUUCUCCUUCAACGGCUUCGCACAAAUCUUCGGCGGUUUGGUAGCUUAUGGCAUCGCAAAAGGUACGCGUCUCCACGGCUCCGCCAUUGAGCCCUGGAAGAUCAUUUUUUUGGUCACUGGAUGCUUGACAAUCUGCGUCGGAUUUAUCUUUCUCUGGGUUGUUCCAGACAGUCAGCUCAAUGCACGUUUCCUUAGCAAGGAAGAUCGAGUCCUCGCUAUUGAGCGUGUCAGAUGCAACCAACAAGGUAUCGGAAACAAGCAUUUCAAAAUGUAUCAGCUCAAGGAAGCGCUUCUGGAUCCUCUGACUUGGGCAUUCUUCUUCUAUGCUUUGGUCGCUGAUAUUCCCAAUGGCGGCAUCUCUAACUUCUUCUCCCAGCUGAUCACAUCCUUCGGCUACACAGCAGAAGAAUCUCUCCUCUACGGUACACCCGGCGGCGCCGUCGAAGUAAUCGCUCUCCUCGUCUGCGGAUACCUCGGCGAUCGCUUCGGAAACCGCUUGUUAGUCGCAACAUCCGGCCUCUGGAUCUCCAUCCUAGGAAUGCUCUUGAUCGUCUGCCUGCCUCUCCACAAUAACAUCGGACGUCUAUUUGGUUAUUACCUCACUCAAGCCUCACCAACCUGUUUCGUCGCUCUCCUCAGUCUAAUCUCCACGAACGUAGCCGGAUGGACGAAGAAAACAACCGUAGCUGCCUUAUACUUGAUCGGUUACUGUGCAGGCAACAUCAUCGGUCCUCAGACUUUCCGUCCGAAAGAUGCACCACGAUAUGUUCCUGCUGAGAUUGUUAUUAUUGUAUGCUGGGCCGCCUGCAUCGUCGACAUCCUCUUCAUCUACUGGUACUGCAAGCGACAAAACAAAAAGAGAGCUGCUAUCCGUGCUUCACCCUCUUACGUCAAGUUGGAGAAUCAGGAAUGGUUGGAUCUCACCGAUCGCGAGAAUCCAGAGUUUGUGUAUACUUUGUAA